AGGCCCAGGGAAGGAGCCUCGGCAGGGAGGCCGAGCCUGCCGCCGCCGCCCCGACUCCUGCCCGGGCAGCUCUGACGUCUGCUGUUGUUGCUGGAAGUGACGUCCGCGGGGAGGGACGCGCGGGGAGCGGAAGUGCCCGUCGGGUUCGGCGGCGGCAGAUUCGGUCUGCGCCCGCCGCCUCCGGGAGCGGCCGCGGGGCCGCCGCGCUGCCAGGGAUAAGCGGUGCUCCCGCCGCGCUGCCAGGGAAAGCGGUACUCCCGCCGCGCGGAUGCACUUUUGGCGUUUAUUUCAUAAUCUGAAAGAAGACUAGCAUUUGGAAUAAUGGCAACAGGAGACCUAAAUGGAAGUUUAAGAAAAAUUGAACAAGGACUUCGCUUGUUAAAUUAUCCAAGAGAUGUGGAUUAUACAGUGUUAGUAAAGGGUGAUCCAGCUGCAUUUUUACCUAUCAUCAGCUAUUGUUUUACAUCUUUUUCAACUUGCAUAGCAGAGCUUUUGGUAAAGUGUGAUGUGGAACUGACAGCCAAGAGCGACUUGCGUUUUAUCGAAGCUGUUUAUAAGUUUCUUCGAGAUCAAUUUCAGUAUAAACCAAUUUUAACAAAAGAGCAGUUUCUUCAGGUUGGCUUUGCAGAAAGAAAAAUGCAAAUUGUUUGUGACAUUAUCAACAGUGUGGUGAAGAAACAUAAGGAGUUGAGUAACUCUAGUAAGCACACUCAGAAGAAGCCUCUAGUCGAACGGCACUCAGGAAAUGAAGUUAGUGGUAAUCUUUGUCCCCUACCCCUUCCAGCACAGGGAGAGACUGAGGAAGAAUUGUGCCCAGAUUAUGAUAUUGUGGAAGUUAAAUGUGAACAAGAUAUGGAAGAAAAUUCACAAAUUGAGUUUUUAAAGAAUCAGCUUGCGGAUUUCCAGGAAAAGCUUCAUAAGCUAGAUUGGAUGGAAGAUAAGCUACAAAUUUUAGAAGAGAAGCUGCAAGGAAAGGUGAUCAUAGAUGAGAAGGACUGGAAUAACUUACUGAAUUGAGUUUUGCUUCUUGAAACAGAACUGUUGUUACAAUCCAGAAAGAGAGACUUACCUAAAGACUUCAGCAAUAUAAAUCAAAAAAGAACUUCUAGUAGCAUUCCAGUUUCUUUUGAUACAGAGAGGAAUGAGGAGAUGCCAGAGAGUCAUCUUCAGUCGUCUGGAUGCAGUUCACUGUUACCCACAGACCAGUCUCCCAAAGACAUGACCAUUAAUUCUCAUGAUCUGACAGACAUUUCAAAGGAGACAAUAAGACAAAGAAUGGAAAAUAUAAGUAAAAUAAUUGAAGAAACCUUCAAAUUGUUCAAAACACCAAGCCCACCUCUGGGAAUACCUGGAAGCACAGGUCUUCAGACCUGGUCUCUGCAGACCUACGGAUACCCAAAAUAAUCUGUAUGUUUAUACAGCGUUCAAUUCUUAAUAUAUUGGAUUUGUAAUGAUCACCAGUGCUUUUAUUGCCUUGAAUAAAUAUUUUACUCAUGCAUCUGUGUAUUGAUUUCCCUCCCCACGACCACAAUUUUUGGUUUUCAAGACUGUUAAAAUAGCUUCUUCCCCCCUCCUUGCACUUUUGUAAAUUGGAGUCAUUACAGCAGUGUAUUCUUGUGUUGACAUUUGUUAGCAGUGUGCUAAGUAAUAUGUUUUUUAAAAUGUGGGCUUGAGGACUGUGGUUUACAUCCUGUUGGAAACAUUCCAGCUGGAGCUUGCAUAUUACACCCAAGAGGCAUUCUUACAUACCAUCUUACCAUCUGUACUGUUGAAUAAGUCUUAAUAAAAAACUUACAUACACA
Messenger RNA from Onychostruthus taczanowskii (white-rumped snowfinch), 1802 nucleotides. It is a transcript of the gene CEP44, whose product is annotated as centrosomal protein 44. Lineage: Eukaryota; Metazoa; Chordata; Aves; Passeriformes; Passeridae. The record is from RefSeq and is a predicted model, not a curated record. Gene Ontology annotation, cellular component: spindle pole; centrosome. The transcript is spliced from 10 exons.